AUGUUGAGUGCCUUGAUUCGCCCGUCUUUUCUCCGUCGAGGGUAUGGGGUGUUUACUCCCUUUGGCCUGGGACUAGUCAUUGGCCUGUUGAUCCCCAAACUCAUUCGAAGUGCCAACCGACUCGUCCGUGGUCCUUUCUCCCCCGUCAAACUCACUGUUGAAAACGUUAUCAGUGACAACGAUCCGGUGGAAAGCUUGGUGGGUGAGCUCUCAGCCACCGAUCUGUCAAGCAAAGACUUGUCAGCCCCAGGUGACAAUUCUGAAGUCCAUGACGCGAAGAUCACAACUAUUGAACCCCAGGGUCCCAGCUUUGAUAUCAAAACAGCUAAGCCCCAGCCCGAGAGCAACCGCGUCUCUUCUGCCCAGGAUAUCAAACCAGUCACCCAGACCAAGAUGACACCCUCAAACAAGAAAGUUCAAAUGGAUGAGGCCAAGAAGACAACUGCACAAGUUGCGUCCUCAGUGCAGAAAGUCGAAUCGCCAGAAGCUCUACCCAAAGUGACUGCAAACCCGCCAGACGUGCCUCCUUGCGCAGUAGAUGGCUGCAACAAGCCAGGCACUCUUCUCUGUGGAAGCUGCGAUGAGCCCAAGACUCGAUACUGCGGCUCGGCAUGCCAAAAGCAGCACUGGACCAUCCACAAGCGUGACUGCGUGGGAGCUCAAAAACACAACUGCUUCAUCAUCCGCGCCGCCUCUCCCCCUGGAAGUACGAGCCUCGCCGAUCGAAUCGAAGGCUUCUGUCUACAGUCAUACGGUACCGAGUGGGGCGAAAUAGAAGAGUUGAAGCGCAAACUGGACUGGCCUGCCGUCAAGGAAGCGGGAAAGUUCUACCCUCAUCAAGAGAGUGUCGACGAUUGGUACUUUUACAUGUACGCUUCUACCGCUAGUGGGCUGCCCGUCAACGAUAUCGCGACACGAUGCUCGCACAAUCAUAGGGUGAUUCGUGGUGAUGUUGCGGUUGUUCGAUCUGGUCCGGCGGAUUAUGUCAACUACGAGGCGCUUUUUAGCAAGACGGAGCUAGUGAAGACGAUCAAUUAUUACAGAACCGCUGACCCCGAGCAUGUCUUUGCCGCACGAGAGUCAAGUCGUUUCUUCAGGCGCUUCCGUUUUCUGGGGGAAUCGCGUUGGUCACUCCGUACCCUGUUUAUUGAAGCUUCAAGUAGGGGACACGCUUUGUCGCUGAAGGGGGGGAAGAAGAGAGAGGGAGGUGGCAAUCACUUCAGCCAGGAGACAGGAAGAGAUAUCAACUGUUAG
Penicillium oxalicum is the source of this 1254-nucleotide messenger RNA. RefSeq names its product zinc finger MYND domain-containing protein. NCBI's taxonomy places the organism in Eukaryota, Fungi, Ascomycota, Eurotiomycetes, Eurotiales, Aspergillaceae. The transcript has a single exon. The record is from RefSeq and is a predicted model, not a curated record. The coding region runs from base 1 to 1254 and encodes 417 amino acids.